Messenger RNA from Procambarus clarkii (red swamp crayfish), 1437 nucleotides. RefSeq names its product cell surface glycoprotein 1-like. Lineage: Eukaryota; Metazoa; Arthropoda; Malacostraca; Decapoda; Cambaridae. The record is from RefSeq and is a predicted model, not a curated record.
AUGAAUGAUCACACCAGUUCCUCCCUGGUCGUGGAAGACAAAGACUGGUCGUGGAAGACAAAGACUGGUCGUGGAAGACAAAGACUGGUCGUGGAAGACAAAAGACUGGUCGUGGAAGACAAAAGACUGGUCGUGGAAGACAAAGACUGGUCGUGGAAGACAAAAGACUGGUCGUGGAAGCCUCACCAGAAUGGUCUCAUUGAUGAAUGUGACCCUUCAAGUGACCCUUCUAGUGACCCUUCAAGUGACCCUUCAAGUGACCCUUCUAGUGACCCUUCAAGUGACCCUUCUAGUGACCCUUCAAGUGACCCUUCUAGUGACCCUUCUAGUGACCCUUCAAGUGACCCUUCUAGUGACCCUUCAAGUGACCCUUCUAGUGACCCUUCUAGUGACCCUUCAAGUUACCCUUCAAGUGACCCUUCAAGUGACCCUUCUAGUGACCCUUCAAGUGACCCUUCAAGUGACCCUUCAAGUGACCCUUCAAGUGACCCUUCUAGUGACCCUUCUAGUGACCCUUCUAGUGACCCUUCUAGUGACCCUUCAAGUGACCCUUCAAGUGACCCUUCUAGUGACCCUUCUAGUGACCCUUCUAGUGACCCUUCAAGUGACCCUUCUAGUGACCCUUCUAGUGACCCUUCUAGUGACCCUUCAAGUGACCCUUCUAGUGACCCUUCUAGUGACCCUUCUAGUGACCCUUCAAGUGACCCUUCAAAUGACCCUUCAAGUGACCCUUCUAGUGACCCUUCAAGUGACCCUUCAAGUGACCCUUCAAGUGACCCUUCAAGUGACCCUUCAAGUGACCCUUCAAGUGACCCUUCAAGUGACACUGGCAUUGUUCCACCACCGCAGCAGACAUGCCACCACCGCAGCAGACAUGCCACCACCGCAGCAGACAUGCCACCACCGCAGCAGACAUGCCACCACCGCAGCAGACAUGCCACCACCGCAGCAGACAUGCCACCAUCGCAGCAGACAUGCCACCACCGCAGCAGACAUGCCACCACCGCAGCAGACAUGCCACCGUCGCAGCAGACAUGCCACCGUCGCAGCAGACAUGCCACCACCGCAGCAGACAUGCCACCACCGCAGCAGACAUGCCACCGUCGCAGCAGACAUGCCACCACCGCAGCAGACAUGCCACCACCGCAGCAGACAUGCCACCACCGCAGCAGACAUGCCACCACCGCAGCAGACAUGCCACCACCGCAGCAGACAUGCACCCACCGCAGCAGACAUGCCACCACCGCAGCAGACAUGCCACCGUCGCAGCAGACAUGCCACCGUCGCAGCAGACAUGCCACCACCGCAGCAGACAUGCCACCACCGCAGCAGACAUGCAAUACACGUGCAGGGAGCUACAACAUCUUGCCCAUGCAGACACACUCCGCCAGUUUAUCUAACGACGAAUCGACGUUAAACUUUCAGACAGUGCCAUGA